AUGGCGAACCUAAUUGACGAUGUUAUCAGAAAGCUGUGCACCCCCGAAAUUGAGCUUCGGCUCAAGGUCGAAGCCGCAAUAAACCUCCGCGACAGCCUCGACCACUAUGUCACCGGCCCAGCAUACUCGCCGUUCCUCAAGCGUAUGAUGCCGCCCUUCAUCAUGAUUCUCCGACAGCCACCAGUGUUCCAGAGCAAAACGAUGGAUCAAGUCAACAUGCAGAAGCUGCGAAACUGCAUCCUCGAGAUCCUUCAUCGCCUCCCUACCUCGAACACGUCGCCCGAGCCCUUCGAACCUUUCGCCGAAGAAGUCGUGGACCUACUCAUGGGGCUUGUGCGAGAAGACAAUGAAGACAACGCCGUUCUCUGUGUUAAGAUCAUAUCCGAGAUCAUGCGCCACCAACACAAAGUUCUGGGUCCCAAAGUCCAGCCCUUCCUCAACCUGAUACAGGAGCUCUUCGAACAGAUGGCAUUGGUGGUAAAGGAACAGCUGGACGACACGUCGACGUCUGUGGUUGGCCCCCCAGGCGCCCCUUCAACUCCCGGUAGCACCCAAACGAGCUUCAUGCCACACCAACAAUCGCCGAGGCCAGGCUCUCCCGUCGCCCCUGGCGCUGCCGACUUCAGCGCAGAUGCAGGACAACAAUCCGGGCGACCCUUGCUGAAGGGCAUGCAAUCCUUCAGGGUGCUGUCCGAGUGCCCUAUUAUUGUUGUGUCCAUCUUCCAGGUCUAUCGCAAUAGUGUGACAGCCAAUGUCAAGCUGUUCGUUCCGCUCAUCAAAUCGGUCCUGCUUUGCCAGGCAAAAGCGCAGGAGAAAGCUCAUAUGGACGCCGCGGCUAGAGGGACCAUUCACACGGGCGUUAGCCCCAACAUCAAGAAUAGGGUGGCAUAUGGAGAGUUCAUCACCGCGCAAGUUAAGACUAUGAGUUUCUUGGCUUACCUGCUAAGAUCAUACUCCAGUCAGUUGUCGGAUUUUCUCAUGUCGUUGCCCGAGAUUAUAGUGAGGCUUCUGAAGGACUGUCCGCGAGAAAAGUCAGGCGCCCGAAAGGAGCUGCUUGUCGCUAUUCGCCACAUUAUCAACUUCAACUUCAGGAAAAUCUUCUUGCCCAAGAUCGACGAGCUGUUGGACGAGCGUACCUUGAUAGGCGACGGCCUAACAGUAUACGAGACGAUGAGACCGUUGGCGUACAGCAUGUUAGCCGACCUCAUCCAUCACGUAAGGGACAGCCUUACUCCUGAUCAGAUUCGCAAAACAGUCGAGGUCUACACGCGAAACCUACAGGACAACUUCCCCGGCACCAGUUUCCAAACCAUGAGCGCGAAGCUUUUACUUAAUAUGGCGGAAUGUAUAGCCCGCUUGCCGAAUAAAGUCGAUGCACGACACUAUCUAAUGAUGAUCCUCAAUGCCAUCGCCGACAAGUUCGCUGCCAUGAACAAGCAGUACGCCAAUGCGGUCAAACUCUCGAAGCUUUACGCCCAGCAAGCUGCCGACAACACGCCCGAGACAUAUUUGGCCGACAAGGAGCACCCCCCGCAGUGGGACGAAAUCGACAUCUUCUCAGCAAUGCCCAUCAAGACUUCCAAUCCUCGGGAUCGUGCUGCCGAUCCGGUCGUUGACAAUAAGUUCUUGUUCAAGAAUCUCAUGACGGGCUUGAAGAACACUUUCUACCAGCUGAAGAGCUGCAAUCCGACGACUGUGCCAGAUCUGGCUAACGCGCCCGCUCACUGGGUUGAUGUUGCUUACGGUUUUACCGCUGAGGAAGUUGAAGUUAUUGUUAAGCUUUUCCGUGAGGGUUGCUACGUUUUCCGUUACUAUGAUAGCGAGAAGCCUGCAGCCGAGUCACCCUUCACUUCCACAGUCGAGUACAUGGCAAACUUCUUCAUGGUUUCCCUCACAAAAGAAGAGAAAGACCUCCUUGAGACCUUCGCUACAGUUUUCCAUGUUGUCGACCCCGCGACUUUCCACGAGGUUUUCCAACAAGAGAUUCCACGAUUGUAUGACAUGAUUCACGAGCAUACGGCCCUGCUUCAAAUUCCUCAAUUUUUCUUGGCGAGCGAGGCGACAUCACCCAGCUUUUGCGGAAUGCUUCUGCGCUUUCUGAUGGAGCGGAUCGAGGACGUGGGCUCUGCCGAUGUAAAGAAGUCGGCCAUCCUCCUUCGUUUGUUCAAAUUGGCAUUCAUGGCGGUUACGUUAUUUGCGGCCCAAAAUGAACAAGUUCUGCUUCCGCAUGUGGUCGACAUCAUUACUAAGUCUAUUGAGCUCUCGACAAAGGCAGAGGAGCCGAUGAACUACUUCCUUCUCCUUAGGUCCCUGUUCAGGAGUAUUGGUGGUGGUAAGUUCGAGCAUCUUUACAAGCAAAUUCUGCCUCUUCUCGAGAUGCUUUUGGACGUUCUCAACAACUUGCUCCUGGCGGCUCGCAAGCCGACAGAGAGAGACCUCUAUGUAGAGCUUUGUCUCACGGUCCCAGCACGCUUGAGCAAUCUUCUUCCCCAUCUCAGCUACCUCAUGAGGCCUCUUGUGGUGGCUUUGCGCGCAGGGACGGAGCUGGUCGGUCAAGGCCUGCGAACUCUGGAACUUUGCGUUGAUAACUUGACUGCGGACUAUCUGGAUCCAAUUAUGGCUCCGGUCAUUGACGAGCUGAUGGCUGCCCUCUUUGACCAUCUCAAACCACACCCCUACAACCAUUUCCACGCACACACGACUUUGCGAAUUCUUGGCAAGCUAGGCGGCCGAAACAGAAAAUUCAUGACGGAUGCUCUUCCUGUCAAGUAUCGCCAGUUUGCUGAUGAUGUGGCCAGUUUCGACAUUCGCCUUAUCGGGUCCAAAAUUGACAGAGCAUUCCCGGCACAUUAUGGUAUCGAUUUGGCAAUUCAGAAGUUGAUGGAGGUACCGCGAUUUAUGAAGGGAGUGUCGGCCGCACCCACCAAGCAGCAGGACGCCUACUACAAGAGGCAGGCGCUCCAUUUCAUCAAAACCCAGGUGAAACUGCGCGUCGGAUUUGACAAUCUGCCUGAUGAUCUCCCUCGUCUUCUUCGACUCCAAGCGCAGGAUCUUAUCAACAGGAGAAAGGAUGUCGAUAUCUCCGCUUUUGAAUGCACCGACCGCGAUCGCUCGAUCGCCAAGAAGAACGAAGAUGAGGGAGAGCUUAAGAGGCUGAUCAAGGCGCUCAUGUUUGCGCUCUCGCUACCGGAGUUCAGGCCUGAGGUAGAUGCGUUCCUCUUAAACCUCGCCCGGCAUUUUACUAUCAUAGAGGUUGGUCGUGCAUUGGUCGACUCUAAGAGGUCUACUACUCCUUUCAACGUCGAUUCGGGAGCUGGUCCGCUCUUCGUUGACACGCGGAUUCUGUCGGAUGCCCUCCUGGAGUCGCUCGCUUGCGAGAAGCCAGAGGUACGAGAAGGAGCUGAGCAAGUGAUUCAAGAGGUCUACAAUUCUGCCGCCACCAUCUUUGGGUCCCCAAGCCAUGUCUCUAGGCUAGCCUACUUUAACAGCUUGGCGAACACCUUCUGCCACGGCUGUUACGAGGAGGAAUGGUUUACCAAAGCCGGCGGUACCUUGGGUAUCAAGAUCCUGCUGACGAACGUCGAUCUUGGCGACUCAUGGGUUGCUACCAAGCAGAUCGAGUUUGUUAGAGCGCUGAUGUAUGUCAUCAAGGACAUGCCCCAGGAUCUUCCUGAGAAAACCAGACGCUCCGCACAGGUUACACUUGAGAUCCUUCUGAAGCGCCUUACCAAGAAUGCCAAGAAGGAGGAUUGCUUGCCUGCGCAGCCAACACCUCAGCAGCCGGGACAGCCGCAGCCUCAGAAGCAGUCUCGUCUUGCUCAGAUCUGCAUGAUGCUCAACGGCGAACUGUCCCAUAUGAACAGACACGUUCGCAGCACUGCCAAGAGGUCCAUUGAGCUGAUCGCCAAAGCAACUGGGGCUGAAGUCUGGGAGCUCCUUGAGCCUCAUAGGAAGCAACUUCUCCAACCUAUUUUCGCCAAACCUCUUCGUGCUCUGGCAUUUGGUAUCCAAAUCGGCUUUAUUGAUGCUGUUACAUACUAUAUGUCAUUGAAGCCUGACUUCGUCACAUUCGACGAGCACUUGCACAGGUUGCUUAUGGAGUCACUUGCACUUGCUGAUGCCUCGGAUGAGUCUCUUGCGGGCAAGAACCAAGAGUUCAGAACCCGGGAGCAUAUCGUCAACCUUCGUGUAUCGUGCAUCAAGCUUCUCAGCACAGCUAUGGGCUUUGAGGAGUUCAUGAAGGGAUCUGGAAAUGCCACGCGUGCCAAGAUCGUCGGUGUUUUCUUUAAGUGCCUUUACUCGGAGCAAGCACCGACCAUCGAAGCAGCUAACGACGCUCUGAAAUCGGUCCUGUCACAUACCAGUAAGCUGCCCAAAGACCUCUUACAGUCAGGCCUUAGACCGGUCCUACAAAGUCUUUCGGAUGCCAAACGCCUCACUGCCCAUAGUUUGGAAAAUUUGGCUCGAUUACUGCGACUUUUGACGACCUACUUCAAGGUAGAGAUAGGCGCUCGUUUGUUAGACCACAUCAAGGUCAUCGCAGACCCCAACCUCCUCCAGCAGAUAUCGUUCACUUUCUUCGAACAGCACGCCUCGAUUAAGGUCAUUGCGUCUGUCUUCAACAUUUUCCACCUGCUACCUGAUGGAGCUAAGCAAUUCAAAGAGCGUGUCAUUGAGAGCGUUUUGGAGCUGGAGGAAAAGCUUAGGCGGACUCACCACAGCCCUUUCCGCAAACCCUUGUACAAGUAUCUCAACCGAUAUCCCCUCGAUAUUUGGGAGUUCACAUUCAGCAGAAUCGACCAGUUAAGGUACGGCCGUUUCCUGGCCCAGGCAUUACGCGAUCCUGAGAGUCAACCACUCAGGGACUACGGUAUUGGGAAUGUGGAGGCUCUUGUCAAGGCUUGUGGCGACGUUGUCAACCAGAACAAGGAGACCAAAUUUGCUGCUAUUGUCAACACAAUCAACAUCCUCGAGGCGCUGUGCCAGAACUCCAACUCACUGGCUUGGAUGGACAAUAGAGAGCACAUGGAGUGGCUGAAGACCGUUGGCAAGGAGCUUGAACAAAACCUCAAGGCGAACAAGCUCCCUGCAAAUGUCCGCCUCGCUGCAGACCAGGCAUCUGAGCAGCUCAUGGUUAUCUUGACCAAAUCGCUUGAGCGCAAUCUGAAGGACAUCGAACCGUUGCUCAGUCUCAUUGAGUCGAUCACUUCAGAUGAUUUCCGAGAGACGCAUACCAUGCUUUCCUAUCUCUACAAGAAUAUCAUUUCUAGCGACUCGAUUGACUUCUGGCGCACAACCGUACUUCGCUGCUUGGAUAUAUAUGCUGGGAGGAGCGCCAGUCAACGCAUGAAGUGGUAUCUCCUGCACAAUAUCGUCAACCCCAUCGUUGCGAUGGACGUGAUGCGUCACUGGAAUCGCGGUGAACCGGCCAAGAGUGGUCCACGCUUCCUCGAUCGGGCGGUUAUUGAGUCCAUCAACACCAAGAUCUGGAAGGUGAACUUGGCGGAUCCCCAUGACGAUCUUUCACAGCCGCAUAUUGACCACACCAGGAUGGAGGUUCUCCAACUCUCAGCCAUGCUGGUCAAGUAUCAUCAUGCCAUACUGCAAGAUGCGCGUAAGGACUUCAUUAAGUUCGGCUGGACGUACAUCAGGCUCGACGACGUUAUCAACAAGCACGCUGCUUACGUCGUGAUCGGAUACUUCAUUGCUCACUAUGAGACUCCUGCCAAGAUCGUCUCACAGAUCUACUUCUCGCUCCUCAAGACCAACCAGAAUGAGGGUAGGACCUUGGUCACCCAGGCUCUUGAGCUGAUGGCGCCCGUGAUGCCUAAGAGGUGCAAUACCGCGCCCGGCGACAGGAACGCCGUUUGGGCUGUUGCGCCUCGCCGAAUCUUGGCGGAAGAAAGCCAGAACGUCCAACAGAUGACCAGCAUCUUCCACUUCCUCGUCAGGCAUCCGGACUUGUUCUAUGACUCUCGCGACAAAUUUGCCAUGCUCAUCAUUACCUGCCUCCGCAAAGUCGCCGCGCCGCCCAACCCAUCCAACGAGAGCAAGAAACUGGUGUUGAAUAUGAUGACUUUGAUUUGGCAAUGGGAACAGCGUCGUGUUGAAGGCAAGCGGUCAGAACCCACUCGCUCUGUCUCCGAGUCCCCUAAUGCCAAGAAGAGAAAACUCGAAGACCAGCAAUCCCUUUCGCCUGCUUCAGCCAGACAAAGCGAGAGACCCGAAUUCGAGAUCCCGGCUAUGGGCCGCCAGAAGAUGAUCAAGUAUCUGGUUGAGUUCAUCGCUCAGUUGCACGAGCGUCAUCAACUUCCUUCGGCCAAGGGGCGGGACACUCCUGCCACGGCUGUCCCAGCUUUGGCUGCGCCUUCUGGCGAGCUCUGCAAGAAGGCGAUGGCGCUUCUCUACAACCUUCUCCAGCCGCAAUAUUGGGGUGAUCUUGAUUUGGACCUCUUCCAAAACGUCACUGAUAUUGUCCUGACCAGCGAGAAGGCUUCUCUCACAUUGUCCAAUGAGCCGUCCGACAAGGAGAAGGCCGAUGACAAGUUCCUCACCAACAUCAUCAACACCCUUCAGGUCAUCCGCAUCAUUCUUCACUUCAAGUCCGACGAAUGGGUCGUCAAGAACAUGAGUCAUAUUCAAAAGAUUCUCGAGAAAUGCUUGAAGUCAGACAAUCCAGAGAUUCAGGACUGUCUCCACACGGCUGAUAAGCAAUGUGAUGGUGGCCGUGAGGUCCGGCCGAUCAUCAAGCGAAUCCUCGACGCGGUCCCAGAAGAUGUGCCCAUGGAGGACGCCGAUGCUGAAGGCGAAACGGAGGCGCCAACUUCGGAGGCUGUCACGUUCCUAUCCGGGAUUGCCACCGAGAGCAUGGCUGCGACGAACUACGUCUCCGGUAUCAACAUCUUAUGGUCGCUUGGUCGCCGUCGUCCUACAGCCAUCGACCAGCAUAUUCCUGCAAUUAUGAAGUCGCUUCAGUCCAAAUUGGCUAGAGACCACGUUUCCCACUACGCGGCGUUGGCGCAGGGCGGCAUCCCCCGACCACAGCCGGACAAUGCCAAUGCAGCAACCGAAAUGAACGCUUACGACCUGGAGAUACAGACAGGGCUGAUCAUCAAGGCCAUAGAGACCGUUUCCCUUCGCAUGGACAUUCUCGGCGACAACCGUAGACCGUUCCUCAGUGUGCUCGCUACCAUUGUCGAAAAGUCUUUGCACACCGGUCUCUGUGAAAAGAUCCUUGACAUGGUUGAGGGAUGGGUGUUCCGCUCCGAGGGAACAUGGCCUUCCCUCAAAGAAAAGACAGCCGUGCUUUCGAAGAUGAUCACAUUUGAGCACCGACAAGACCCGACCAUGCUUAUGAAGUUCCUCAACCUCGUUCUACACAUUUACGAGGAUCCCAAGAUUACACGGACUGAGCUCACCGUCCGUAUGGAGCAUGCAUUCCUCAUCGGAACAAGAGCUCAAGACGUGGACAUGCGCACCCGCUUCAUGGCCAUCUUUGACAAGAGUCUCUCCAGAACUGCCAGUGCUCGGUUGGCCUAUGUCAUUCUGUCACAGAACUGGGACACCCUUGCCGAUUCAUUUUGGCUGGCGCAGGCGAUCCAGCUUCUUUUCGGAGGAGUGGAUAUGAAUCUUCCCAUCCAGCUACACCAAGACGAUUUCCGGACCUUGUCAGCAUCUCAACUGAUUGGAAGCUAUGCCAAAGACACAAGAGAACCAGCCUUGAUCACCGAUGACAAAUACGACGCGUUCAUGACCAGCCACCGCCGCUUCAUUACCGAGCUUGGAGACAUCAAGGCCCGAGACAUUCUUGAGCCGUUGACCCAGCUGCAACACAUUGACAAUAACUUGUCCAACGAUAUCUGGGUUGUUCUUUUCCCAAUGUUCUGGUCCGCGACCUUGAAGGAGGAUAGACCCGAGCUUCAACGUGGUCUUGUCACUCUUCUUACCAAAGAUUACCACUCGAGGCAGAUGGACAAGCGGCCAAACGUGGUUCAGUCACUCCUGGCUGGAGCCGCCAAGGCUUUUCCUGAGUGCAGGCUGCCACCGCAUGUCCUCAAGUUUGAGGCUAAAACAUUCGAUGCGUGGUAUACAGCGCUCUGUCAGUUGGAGACCGCUGCCAUCAAGCCGGGGGAUGACUCAGCGAUCGUCAAGGAAAGCAACCUCGACGCGCUGGUUGAUCUCUAUGCAUCUCUUGGUGAGGAAGAUCUCUUCUUUGGCACAUGGCGCCGUCGGUGCCAGUUUGUCGAGACCAACGCAGCGCUUUCGUACGAGCAGAAUGGCAUGUGGGAUAAAGCCCAAAAGAUGUACGAAGCAGCCCAGAUUAAGGCUCGGACUGGCGUCAUUCCUUUCUCUGAAGGUGAAUACAUGUUGUGGGAGGAUCACUGGGUUCUUUGCGCCCAGAAGCUCCAGCAAUGGGACAUCCUUCAGGAGUUCGCUAAGCAUGAGAAUAUGCAAGACUUGCUGUUGGAGUCUAUCUGGCGCAACACUGAGUACUGGCAGAACCAGGAGAACAGGGAGCAACUCGACAACCACAUCAAGGGCCUGAUGGAUGCGCCUACGCCCCGCAGAAACUUCUUCCAGGCCUUCAUGUCGUUGUUGAAGUAUCACAAUAAGCAAGAAAGCCUUCAUGACUUCAACCGCGUCGUUGACGAGGCGAUCCAGCUGUCCAUCCGGAAAUGGCAUCAUCUUCCCAAGCGUCUCACGACAGCUCACAUUCCAAUUUUGCAGAACUUCCAGCAGUUGGUUGAGCUUCACGAUGCCAGUGUCAUCUGCCAGAGUCUUUCGGCUACUAACCAGAAUAACCUCGAUGCGCGGUCUGGUGAGCUUAAGUUGCUUCUCGGCUCAUGGCGGGAUCGUCUCCCCAAUACAUGGGAUGAUAUCGUUGCAUGGCAAGACCUGGUCACUUGGAGGCAGCACGUCUUUGGUCUUAUCAACAACACGUACCUCCAGCUUCUGCCGCAACAGGGUGGACAGAGCGCUGGCGGUGCUUCGUUUGCGUACCGUGGAUUCCACGAAACCGCCUGGAUUAUCAACAGAUUCGCGCACGUUGCCCGCAAGCAUAACCUUAACGAAGUGUGUAUCAAUCAACUCAGCCGCAUCUACACCUUGCCGAACAUCGAGAUUCAAGAGGCCUUCCUUAAGCUUAGGGAGCAAGCCAAGUGCCACUAUCAAAAUCCCGAAGAGCUGCAGAACGGGCUGGAGGUCAUCAACAACACCAAUCUCGGCUACUUCACCGGUCAGCAAAAGGCUGAAUUUUUCACUCUUAAGGGCAUGUUCCUGGAGAAGCUUGGCCAAAAGGACGAGUGUGAUACAGCUUAUGGCAUGGCACUUUCGCACGAUAUCUCUGCACCUAAGGCGUGGGCAGAAUGGGGUUACUUCAAUGACAGAAAGUUCAGAGAGAACCCGGCUGAUGUGCUCGCCGCCAAGCAGGCCCUUACGUGUUACCUGCAGGCUGUGUCGAGCUACAAGAAUCACAAGUCAAGGAAGCUUAUCGCGCGGAUCUUGUGGCUUUUGAGUCUCGAUGACGCCAACAAUACCAUCUCCAGCGGGUUUGACGACUUCAAGGGCGAGACACCGACAUGGUAUUGGAUUACGUAUAUCCCUCAGUUGCUCACCGGACUCAACCACAAGGAGGCACCGAGAUUGCAAGUGGUUCUGAGCAAGAUUGCUAAGAGCUACCCUCAAGCGCUUUACUUCCUGCUCCGAACCAGUCGCGAAGACAUGCUGCAAAUCAAGAAGGCCCAGGAGAACAAGGAGCGUAUGAGACAGCAACAGCAGCAACGAGCUCAAAGCGCAGCCGCCAGGGCAAGCGCUACUCCUGGCCAGCCUACUCCUGCUGCUACAGCGUCGGCUACUCCCAAGCCCGAAGGUGAUUCCCGACCCGCCACCGCUACUGGGGAUGCUGCUGGGCAAGUCAAGCCCGAAGUCAAGGCUGACGGUGCACUUAACGGUGUUCCUGCAGCAGCAGCUCAGGCCGGCGUUCCUACUCCAAACCCUGCUCAAAUCCAUGCUCCGGGUGCAGUCCCUGGCGUGCAGCCACAGGCUGUCCAGAAGAGGCCUCCCUGGGAACUCACCGAUGAGAUCAUGAGCAUGCUGAAGACGGCCUUCCCUCUCCUGGCGCUUUCUAUGGAGACCAUGGUGGAUCAGAUCCAGAAGCACUUCAAGUGCCCACCUGACGAAGACGCCUACAGACUCAUUGUUGCGCUCCUUAAUGACGGACUGUCAUACGUGAGUCGUAUGCCGACUUCGUAUGCCAGAGACGUCAAGCUUCCAAUCGCAACCGAGGCCAACAUAACUCGUUUUGCGGAGACGAUACUGCCUGCCCACAUUAGAGGUACCUUCGAGCAGGAGUUUGUGAAGGCGAAGCCUACUAUGUAUGAGUACAUCCAGAAACUCCGGAAAUGGCGCGACAAGUUUGAGGAGAAGCUCGAUCGCCGUCGCACAAGCAUGCCUCUGGAGAACUUCUCUCACUAUACGCCGCAUCUCAGCGAGUUCCGGUACCAGAAGUUCGAUGAGGUGGAGAUUCCGGGUCAAUACCUGCAGCAUAAGGACAAGAACCAGGACUUCAUCCGUAUCGACAGGUUCCUGCCCAAUGUUGAUCUCGUCCGCACUUCCAAUGUGUCGCAUCGCCGGUUGAAGAUUCGUGGCCACGACGGUAGCGUUCACUCGUUUGCUGUCCAGCACCCUGCAGCGCGCCAGUCCCGUCGCGAAGAGCGUCUUCUGCAGCUCUUUAGGCAGCUCAACCAGACCUUGAGCCACAAGAAGGAGAGUCGCAGGCGUGAUCUCCAGUUCACGCUGCCGUUGAUGGUACCUCUUGCACCUCAUAUCAGGAUCAUUCAAGAGGAUACUUCAUACAUCACUCUCCAGGGCAUUUACGAGGAUCACUGCCGGAGGUCGGGAGUGCACAAGGAUGAGCCAUUCCUCUUUACGAUGGAGAAAUUGCGCGGGCUCAUGGAUGGCAAGUUGCCGAGUGUGAAGUUAUCUGAACAGGGACAGAACGCUGCGGCUCGUCUUGAAGUUCUUAACGCGAUUCAAGAGAAGUGGGUGCCGCACACGCUUGUGCUGCAAUACUUCCAGGCCAUCUUCCCCGACUUUGCCGAGUUCUGGCUCUUCAGGCGUCGCUUCUCGUACCAGCUCGCCGCGCUCACGUUCAUGACAUACAUCUUGCACGUCGACAAGCGAUACCCGCACAAGUUCAACAUCGCGCGCGGCUCAGGCAACAUCUGGGGCUCUGAGCUCACGGCUAUCAUGGCAGCCAACAAGCCUUACUUCAGCAACACGGAGCCGGUGCCCUUCCGUCUCACGCCCAACCUGCAGACGCUCAUGGGCCCGCUCGCGCUCGAGGGCAUCUUUACUGUUUCCAUGAUGGCCAUCGCGCGCUGUCUGACGGACCCGGAGUUCCAGCUCGAGCAUGCUUUGACGCUGUUUGUCCGCGACGAGAUGAUCUUUUGGUUCACCAGCAGUCACAGGCCGCUGAGCCUGUCGGAUAAUCAGCUCAGAGAGACAGUACAGGCCAACAGCGAGAUGAUUGUCAAGCGGGCGGCGAGCCUGGCUCAGGCGCCGGCGGGUAACUUGCCGGCGUUCCAGACGAUUAUUGAUCUGAUUGCGAAGGCGGUUAGUCCGUUGAAUUUGGCGCAGUGUGAGGCGUUGUGGAUGCCGUAUCUGUGA
Messenger RNA from Sordaria macrospora k-hell, 11667 nucleotides. RefSeq lists its product as uncharacterized. Gene Ontology annotation, biological process: DNA repair; regulation of DNA-templated transcription. Gene Ontology annotation, molecular function: protein binding. Gene Ontology annotation, cellular component: NuA4 histone acetyltransferase complex; nucleus; SAGA complex. The record is from RefSeq and is a predicted model, not a curated record. Lineage: Eukaryota; Fungi; Ascomycota; Sordariomycetes; Sordariales; Sordariaceae.